ACACAGCGCAGCAGGCCAGAUACGGCGGGCAGUGACCGUAGCGAUCCAUACAGGAGGACGGCGACGGGACCUGUGCAGUGAAAUGAUCUCUGUGGAGAGACUGUCUUGUAUGCAUCUGUUCGGACCUCCGAAAUGAUGGAGAGCCUUUUUCAGGGACUGUCCGACACCCAUUGCGGCAGGCUUUGUUCUAUGACUUGUCCCUUUCCUAGCGGUGUCAUCCGCAAACUUUGACAGGGCCCAGCUUUCGCGACAGACGUGGUCGGCCCAGCUACCAAAGUCUUUCCCCUGCCUUGCUUUGCGACUUUCAACAUGCAUCAAACGACAAUGGAGAAGUGGAGAUGAUCGCACCUACGCAGAGUUUUUCCGUGCGUCUGCACCGGCGCAGUGGUCUCAUACCCACGUGCGCCUUGCUUGUUGGGCUGCACUCCGCGAAUUCAUCGACCAAGAUGUGGUCACCGCCUGUUCGAACUUGCGGCGCACCAUCCGCGAAAUCUUGGCCCAGGAUUCACAUGUGAUGAACAUUGCUUUGGUCAGAUCCUCCACUGGACGCUGGAUUUCAGCCAGAUGCCUGUUUACUGACGUUCAUGUCAGCUACGCUCAAUCGCGUGUGCUGGCAAAGCCACGAUAUUUUCUCAGGAUCAAUCUUGCUCGGCGGUCUGGCAUCUAGCGGAACUUGCAGCUGUUGCAGAUGAAAGUGGAUAUCAGGCGAACCUUGGGAGCUUUGCAAGACUGUACAGCCUAUAAGAUUGAGCAGAGGACACAAUUCAAUCUAUGCAUGCUAAGCUCGGGAUUGCGGAGUUUUGCAAUCCCUGCAACUUCUGUGCAUAUUGCCAUGCAUUACCGUCCCUCGUGGCGCAUCCCGCCAUUUCACACAACACUUGUCCGGACGCUGGCAUCAGUCAUCAGACAUGUGACAAUCUCAACUGACCUGCUCGAUGCAACGCCAAAGCAAAGUAGCCUCUAUUCAAUCGAGUAGAGUCGUCUGGUAUCUGAAUUCUCAUUG
This is a messenger RNA of Zymoseptoria tritici IPO323, 1003 nucleotides long. RefSeq lists its product as uncharacterized. The record is from RefSeq and is a predicted model, not a curated record. The transcript has a single exon. NCBI's taxonomy places the organism in Eukaryota, Fungi, Ascomycota, Dothideomycetes, Mycosphaerellales, Mycosphaerellaceae. Bases 689 to 976 code for a protein of 95 amino acids.